Molecule: messenger RNA, 3071 nt
Organism: Astyanax mexicanus (Mexican tetra)
Lineage: Eukaryota; Metazoa; Chordata; Actinopteri; Characiformes; Acestrorhamphidae
Gene: fjx1
Product: four-jointed box kinase 1
Exons: 1
Coding region: 322-1515 (397 amino acids)
Biological process (GO): cell-cell signaling
Source: RefSeq, a predicted model, not a curated record
UAGCCAACGGUCGCGGAGAGAAAGAGAGAGGAGGCGAGGUGUGUUCAGUACAGCGGAGAACAGCAGCGCGCUGCGAGCAGGGAGCUGAAUUAGAAGCAGUGCAGUGGAAGAAGAUAAAGACGGGUCUGCUUUGUUGUGUUUGGCGGUAGCGGCGGAACACACACACUUAGAACAGAGACAGGAGAGGAGAAGUGAGGAGAGAAGUGUGUGACUCUCUUUAUUAUAAGUGUUCCAGUGGGGUUCCUGUGGGGCUGAGUCUCGCAGCCUCGUGGAUGGAGAACACGUAGCUGAAGUCCGGUGUGAAGAGUGUGUGCGGAGCGGAUGGAUAUGAGGGCGGUUUCGGUGAACUCGCUGGCGCUGCUGCUCCUCUGCUCGCUCGCCUGCGUGCUGCACCUGUUUGGCGGCUUGGAGCGGCGCCUGGAGCGGCGGGAGCGGGAGCUCGGCCCGUCCUCCGCCAAAACUUUCCGAGCGCUGCUCGCCGUCCCGGCCGUCGCGCGGUCUAACAACCUCAGCGCGGGAAUUACCACCACCACCACCACCACCAAUGGGAGCACCGGCGUCCAGCGCGACCCCCUACCCCUGGAGGACGGCGUGUUCUGGAGCCGCAGCCUCGAGGCUCGCCUGCCCGCCGGCUUCAGCGAGGACCGCGCGCGGUUAUGGAGCCAGCGCGCGCGCGCCCAGCGCGUGGUCUCCCUCGAGCCGGGUUGCGGCAGGACGUCCAACCAGCUGGCCACGUUCUCGGACGGGAGCAAAGCGUGCGUGCGCUACGGCAUCAACGCGGAGCAGGUGCAGGGAGAGACUCUUGCUUAUUACCUGGCGAAGCUGCUCGGCAUCUCCAACGUGCCCCCGCUCGUGCUCGCGCAGCCCAGCAGCGCGGAGCAGCAGUGGGCGCACGUGAGGCAGCGCGUGGACGGCUUGCAGUGGUCCGGACGGGCCGUGGUGUCCAUGACCGAGUGGAUCGCCAACUUGAGCGGGGUGGUAACCCCCUCGCCCCUCCGGCCGGACAGCAGCGGCCUGCGCCCUACUAUGGACCUGGGCAACCGGACAGAGGCGGAGCUGCUCGAGCUCGUGCAGUGGAGCGACCUGGUCGUGUUCGACUACCUGACUGCCAACUUUGACCGGCUGGUCAGCAACCUGUUUAGCCUGCAGUGGGACUCCCGAGUCAUGGAGCGCAACACCAGCAACCUCCUCAAGACGCCCCAGGGCGUCCUGGUAUUCAUAGACAACGAGGCAGGCCUGGUGCACGGCUACCGCGUGCUGGACAUGUGGGAAAGGUACCACAGCUCCGUCCUGAGGUCUGUCUGCAUCUUCAGGAGGAGGACGGCCCAGAGGGUCGCUGCACUGCACCGGUACCGCGAUGCCCGGGCACGCCUCUUUGACCUGUACCGGGACAGCGAGCCGCUGGCAGCAGAGCAGGGCUUUUUGUCCGAUGAACAUGCCAGGAUAUUACAGGACCGGAUAGACAGAGUGUACAGGCACAUACUGCACUGUAAAGGAAAGUACAGCCAGCUGUAAUUUUUCUUUUUUUUUUUUUUUUUUUUUUUUUUACAAUAGGUGCACACCCUUUCCCAAAAAUCUGAGAAUGACGAGGACCACUGGUUGCGAAAGUAACUGAUGCAAGCAAAACCUGUAUUCUACUUUCUGUAACUUUUCAGCAUCUGGCUGGACUAUCUCCUGUGGGGACGAACCUUUAAUGUGUUGAAGUGAAUAUUUGUUGAAUUUUUAAUGAGGAGAACAAUGUUGUGUUUAGUUUAUAAGUCUUAAACUACAAAAGAAAGUUUAAACUAGAGGUGGAUGAUAUGGAUACAAAUCAUAUAUUAUAUCUCCAUAUUUAAAGAGUCUUUUCAUCCAAGUUACUGCCAUUAAAUUACUGCCCAGUAUUGAGUACAGUGAUUUUUAUUUUUUGUUAAACUUUGCUCGACUCUAUUCAAUCAAACAGGACUAAUAAUGAACACACUUUGUGUUGGUGGACACAGUUGGUGCAGUUGGACGGUGUUUUUUAAUCACCCGUGAAAUCAACUAUUUGCUUAAAAUGUUAACAAUACAGUCAUAUAUCCGCAUAUCGCCCACCUCUAGCUUAAAUCCACAGGAAAGACAAAGCACAUUGCUUGUAAUAGAACUAAUCAGUUAGGCAAUGCAAUACAGGCCUAUCUCCAGUCACACGUUGAACACAGACUUAACUGUUGUAGGUUGCUGCUUCCACCAUUUUUUGGUGACGUUAUUCUUACAUUGUUAUUUUAUUUGAUAGAUGCAGAGCUACAUCCCAGUUAACAGGAAUCUGAUCACCAAGUGUUCUGUUAAGUGUUUUAUUGGCGUAUGCUUUGUUGUUAAAAUACUUUGGAGAAGCUCUUGGUUGCUGUAGCGCUGCACUUGGUUUAGGAUAUAUGACUGAUUUACACUAGCUGCGUUCCAAAGCCUUGGCUGCAGUCAGGGUAGGGUAGGUAGGUUGUGAACACUGUUGAUCACACAUCUGGAACAGCUUAAUGAGGUUUUGUGAUAACGGCACCAGAACUGUUACAUUUGUGAUGCACAAAUAUGGGUGCUUUUUAAUUUCUUCACAGGAAUGAAUUAUAUUACAUAAUUAAUUAUAUAUUAUAAAAUUCUUAUAACAAAGUUGUAUGUGUGCACAAAAUUGUGGAUAAUUAAGGGCAGGGAAGGAUACAUUAGUUGCAUCCUUAAAAUUCAGGGCUGUUUGGUAAGAGCCGCUCACUUUGGAACAGCCUUUUACAACAUAUCAGCCAAGAAAUGCAGCCUCCCUUAGUUCUAGCCUAGGCUUUGGAAAACAGCUUUUGUUUCAAAAGUCAAUGAAAAUGGGCACCUUUUUUAUUGUUCCUUCACAGCUUUACAAUUCAAAUAAUAGCCUUAAUGAAGUGAUGGGAUGUCCGUUGGUGUGAACAAGUAUUGUGGGUUUUUGCUUUGUGAAUUCUGGAUAUUCUAUUUAACUAAUUUAAAAUCACAGUAUGUGAUAACAUACAUUCCAGUUGUUUUUUUAUUGGUACAGAAAACCUGUGUCAUUUUUACAUGCCAUUAAAACUAGUGGAACGGAAGCGUUUUCACUAAGCCGAACAUGA